UCUCUCUCUCUCUUUUUCUUUUUUUCUUUUUUCUUCUCUCUUUCUCUCCUGAAGAAAACCUAGCGUCAACUUCUUCUUAUCUUCUUCUCCUCUUCCUCUCCUCUCAUCUCUGUCUGAUUUCUCUUUUUGUUUCUUACUGGGCAUCGAUUGGAUCUAUUUUGCUGGAUAGUUUUUUUUGGGUAUCUUUUAAGGUUCAGAUCUGGUUUUUCUUGUACAGAUUCGUCGAUUCGCUCUCAGCUCAGCAGCAACGACGGUGACGUUCCUCCUGCCAUAUGCUUACUCAGUUUGGGUUUUUUUUCCUUCAACCAUGCGCCGACAAAUGACUAAUGAGGUGGUCUUGAUGGAUACUAAGGUGAUGACUUGCCCCUGAAACUCGUCACUUAAGGUGGUCUUGAUGGAGACGAAGCACCCAAUGGCCAAAUUACUCGUCACUUAAUAUUGUAAAAAUAAAAAUUUAAAAACUGUUGCCGGUCCAAACCGGAAAAAUCGGAACCGAACCGGAUUUUAACAGGUCCGGAUUGGAUCGGUUGAGUAAUUAAUUUUUUAUGAGAUCCGGACCGGACCGAACUGGAUGAACAGUACGGUUCAGGUUCUAAAUUUAACUAAAAACCGGUCCAAACCGGACCGUGUCCAGCCCUAAUUUGUAUAUAUUGUUCAAUUCCGUUCAAAUUCUGUUAUAUCUUUCGAUUUUUAUAAAAUUUCAAAUUCAAUCUAAAAUGGAUUUUUUUAAUAAAAUUUUAACAAAAAAUUAGAUUUUGUAAAUAUUUAAAAAAUUAUUUAAUUAAUUAAAUAUAUUUUCUUUAUUUAGUCCACGUACCAAAAUAUGGGUGAGUUCACGUAAUAACAUCACAUUAUUAUUUAACGGAAAACAUGACGGUGAGACUAAUGAAUGUAUUAAAGUGAUACGAAAAUAAUCUUUAUGCAUAGGACUCAGAUAAAAAAAACUUAGGCAUCCAGUAAACUUGACGAUAAUAAAGUAAAAAUUACAGAAAAAACAAAACAAAAUAUCGCAGGUUGAAUUUGUACUAUUGAGUUUCAUACGGUAGCAGAACGAAAAUUCCUAACAGCAGACCUCCUUGAAAAAAAACAAACCCGUACACGCCCUUUUCGUAAUUUAAUUGCUGCUGCUUUCUUUCUUCUUCGCCACACCGACUUACAACGCCAGAGAGAGAGAGAGAGAGAGAGUGUGUGUGUGUGUGUGUGUUUUGGAGAGAUGGGGCUUGAAAUUAUGGAACCCAACGCGUGCAUUAGAGGUUGCUGCAGCAGCAAUUCCAUUCCUCUCCAUCUUCCACCUUCCUCUUACACUCUCCUCAAACCAAUUGCCAGAGGGGCUGAGAGCGUUGUAUAUGAAGCAAUUUUGGAUGGAAAGAAAGUUGCUGUGAAGAAACCCAUCUUCUCUACUCCACAAGGAGCUGCAAUUGCUAUGGUCACUCGUUCAAUAGGGGAUGAUGAUCUAAAGCCUGCUGUAACCGCAGAACCUGAGAUAACUGAAACUAUUCUUUCGGUAGAGGAUGAGUAUUUGGUAAUGGCAAGUGAUGGAUUGUGGGAUGUUGUGAGCAAUGCAGAGGUUGUAAGCAUAAUCAAGGACACUGUGAAAGAGCCUGGAAUGUGCUCCAAGAGAUUGGCGACAGAAGCAGCAGAGCGUGAAAGCAAAGACAACAUCACAGUCAUUGUUGUCUUCCUUCGUCCCGUCUCCACAGCUGAGAGAAUUUACUAGGUUGGUUCAUAGUUUCCUGCUUCUGAAUGCGAAAAGUCUGGUUAAAGAAUCAAAUGUCGGAAGAUAUGAUGAACCUGGAUAAUAAAAAUGGUAGUUGUACGAUACUGACAAUGUAUAUGAAAUUUGCAUCCAAAUUAGUGAUGCUUCUUGCAUGUAAUAGUUUCAUAACAUUCCUUUAUACCAUGUAUUUAUUUCCGCCAAUUCAGGCAUUCUGAAUGCGGUCCUUCUCCUUUUGCCCGUGAGGCUGAAAAGAAUUAAGUGAAGGGAAGUCUGGAAACCAUUGUAGAUGAUAUACUAGAGUGGAAAUAGAGAUGGAGAAUGAGUUGUAUUAAGGAAUAAGUUGUUGAAUAUCAUCAUUUCAAUGUUAAAUAUGUUGAACUGCAA
Prunus avium (sweet cherry) is the source of this 2101-nucleotide messenger RNA. NCBI's taxonomy places the organism in Eukaryota, Viridiplantae, Streptophyta, Magnoliopsida, Rosales, Rosaceae. The record is from RefSeq and is a predicted model, not a curated record.